Hymenoscyphus albidus is the source of this 2072-nucleotide messenger RNA. The record is from the annotation of a GenBank genome assembly. Lineage: Eukaryota; Fungi; Ascomycota; Leotiomycetes; Helotiales; Helotiaceae.
AUGGGUGAAAACGUUUCAGUAAAUGGCAAUAACAACGCAAAAAGACCAAUUCGUAUCGCAGGUGCCUCAGGAGGGUUUACUGAUCGCCAACGCGCUAUCUACUCCCUCGCCCAAUGCGAUGUUGAUGUUAUUGUUGGCGACUGGAUGAGCGAAUGUACUAUGUCCUGGCAUGGAGCGGCGAAAUCUGCCAUACUCGCGAAGGGCGAUACUUCAGACCGACCGGGCCUCUUCGACCCAUCAUUUAUGGCCAACUUGACACCUGCUCUACCACUAUUGGCGGAGAAAAAGAUCAAAUUGGCAGUCAAUGCCGGAGCCAGUGACACAGAGAUAUUAGCUAAAGAGGUGGAGAGAGCAAUUUCUUCGGCUGGAUUGGAAGGGAAAUUGAAGGUUGCUUGGAUCCAAGGGGAUGAGGUGCUCGACGUUGUGAAUAAACUUCUCAAGGAAGGUGAGAAAUUCGAGAAUAUCUGUUUUGGGGGAGAACUCAAGGAUUGGGGAUUUAAACCUAUUGCUGCACAGUCAGUAUCAUUACUUUUAAUCUCGAGCUUUCACUAAAACUGGAACAGAUGUUAUUUGGGAGGUGCUGGUAUUGCUGAAGCUCUCAGACAAGGUGCCGAUAUAGUAAUAUGUGGACGUGUAGCGGAUGCAGCUCCAACAAUCGGGGCUUCGAUGUGGUGGCAUGGGUGGAACAGAGACCAAGAUUUCGAUCAAUUAGCUGGUUCUCUUGUUGCUGGGCACUUAAUAGAGUGUUCCUCUUACGUUUGUGGUGGUUAUUAUUCCGGGUUCAAGGAACUCUUCGAUGGUUGUGAAAACAUUGGGUUUCCAAUUGCUGAAGUAUUUGCCGAUGGAAGCUCUGCCAUCACCAAGGAACCAGGAACCGGUGGUGAGAUAUCACUUGGCACCGUUUCUUCACAGUUGCUUUACGAGAUUCAAGGCCCACAGUAUUAUGGUUCAGGUGAGUAUCUAGUUUCUCCUAAUCAAUGUAUUCUUUUGGCAGACCUGGCAUCGAAAGACCUGAUGGUCCUCUUAUACGCUUUUGAUACAUCUCCUUCUAAGCUUGACACAAAGAGAAAUCCUAAUUCUGGUAUGAUUUAGAUGUUGUAGCUGUGAUUGAAGGCAUUGAAAUGGUGCAAGACGGAAAGGAUCGGGUGCUCGUCACUGGCAUCAAAGGGAAACCCCCUCCGACCACAACAAAAGUUCGCCUUACAGCCCAUGGUGGUUAUCAAGCCGAGUUUCACUUUAUUCUUGUGGGACUCGAUCCUGAGCAAAAGGCAGAAUGGACAGAGAGACAGGUUCGGGCGUCGAUGGGCAAAAACACGGAUCGUUUCUCCUGUCUCAAAUUCACACUCAACGGAUACUGCCCAGAAGAUCAUAGAAAUCAGGACGUUGCAACAGUGGAUUUCCGCGUCUUUGCACAAACUAAAGACCGAUCUCUUGUCAUCAAAGACACAAUCGAAGUACCUGGCUUCAACAGAUGGUGCUUGGAGAACUUUCUGCAAUCCUGCCCUGGAGCAACCAUAGAAAAUGAAAUUCGACAGUCCGCUGUGAAGGAGUUCUAUGAAUACUGGGCUGCAUUGCUUCCCCAAAAAGAAGUAAAUCAUCAAGUCAAGUUGAUGUGGGAUCAUAAAACGAUCGAUAUUGCUCCGUCACCGGCCAUGGAACUAUAUACUACCCGCCAAUGGUCCUAUGAAACUUCAACUCCCGUCGCCCUCUCUACUUUCGGUCCAACAACACGCUGUCCACUUGGUUUCCGUGUGCUAGGGAGAUCUGGGGACAAAGCUUCUGAUGCCAACCUUGGACUGUUUGUUCGUGAAGAUGAUGAAUGGGAAUGGCUUAGGUCAUUCCUAACUAUUCCGAAGAUCAUUCAAUUGCUGGGGCCAGAGUAUAAUAAUAAGCCGGUAGAGCGGUUUGAAAUUCCCGGAAUAAAAGCUGUACAUUUUCUCUUGCACGAUCAUCUUGAUCGCAGUUACAAUGCGACAAGCACAUAUGAUGGAUUGGGCAAGAACUUAUGCGAGUAUUUGAGGGCAAAACAUGUGGAUAUUCCGAAUUCAUUUUUGAGAAGAGGAAGAAUUUGA